Gastrolobium bilobum is the source of this 408-nucleotide messenger RNA. RefSeq lists its product as uncharacterized. NCBI's taxonomy places the organism in Eukaryota, Viridiplantae, Streptophyta, Magnoliopsida, Fabales, Fabaceae. The transcript has a single exon. The coding region runs from base 1 to 408 and encodes 135 amino acids. The record is from RefSeq and is a predicted model, not a curated record.
AUGUGGGCAACUAAAUUUCUGAAUUUUGAACCAACUAAAGCUAAUGAAAAGCGAUUACUGCAAUUACAUAAGUUGGAUGAGUUCAGGUUAGCUACUUAUGAGAAUGCCAGGAUAUACAAGGAGAAGACAAAGAGGUGGCAUGACAAGAAGAUAACUCUAAAGGAGUUUGAGCCGGAACAGCAGAUAUUACUGUACACUUCUCGUCUGAGAUUGUUUCUAGGUAAGCUCAAGUCUCGCUGGUCAGGUCCUUUUGUGGUUAAAAAGGUAUACCCUUAUGGCACAGAUAAAAUUUCACCUAUAGACACUGACAACCCUUUUAAGGUUAAUGGUUGUAGGUUGAAACUAUACUAUGGAGGACAGGUGAAUAAGGAUAAGAUUUCUGUCCCUUUAGCUUCACCUGAGACUUAA